Hydractinia symbiolongicarpus is the source of this 2184-nucleotide messenger RNA. Its product is annotated as tetratricopeptide repeat protein 14-like. Bases 39 to 1955 code for a protein of 638 amino acids. The record is from RefSeq and is a predicted model, not a curated record. NCBI's taxonomy places the organism in Eukaryota, Metazoa, Cnidaria, Hydrozoa, Anthoathecata, Hydractiniidae. Gene Ontology annotation, molecular function: protein binding. The transcript has 14 exons.
GACGCCUUAACCUAAUUAGUGUGUUAAACUCAACAAGAAUGACUGAUGAAGUUUUGGAGGAUGCACACAUUAGAUUUCGUCAUUUAAUCUCAACAUUUUCCAUGGUAUUAAACAACACAACUGCAAAUGCUGACAAACACAAUCAAAAAGAAGAAUGCAUUGAUUUUAUAUCCAUUAAAAACGUUGAACCCAUUGAAAGAUAUUUAUCCAUUUCUGCUGAAAAAAGAUAUGCUGCAUUUUUUAAUGUAAUUUGCACUUAUAUACCAGCCUUUCUAAUUCACGUAAGCACAUGGCAAAUGUUUACGUGGGCAAUAUUUGCUGAGACAAUUUCAAGGCAUGACAUCGUUGUAGGAGCUGUCGUUAGCUUGUUUGAUAACUCUCUGUCUGUUGCCUUGCUUUCAAUUGCUCAUGACAAAGCUCGCUGGAUAAAAGAUUUAAACAUUGUGGCAAAAGUGGAAUUUCCAAGUGAAUACAUAAAGAGAAGAAACAUUGAAGUUGGUUUGGAAAUUGGUGACAAAGUUAAAGGAGUCGUCAUAACAGUGGAUAGAGAAUUGCACCAAUUAGAGAUAUGUUUUGAUGAAAAGCUUUUAAAGAAAGACCAAAUUCAUCUUUUCCCACUGGGAAAGUUAGAAGAUGAUGAAGAAGACAAUACUCCUUCAAAGAGCAAUAUAAGUCCAUCACAUGACUAUCACGAAGAGCAAAGAUCUUUAUUAAAGAAAUUAUGUCGAAGUGCUUCAUUUAUGAAUCCCAACUGUGUUCAAAAUUUUAUCAACUAUCUUCAAAUUAAUGACAAAUGUAACUCGUUUUUGUCAAACGGCUGUGACCAAACAUUUGUACUGAACGAGUCUGUUGAAGUUUUGAGGGAAAGACAAUCAUAUAAGUGGUCCAUGAAUAUGGUAGGAGUUGGCAUAAAACACUUCCGCUCCAACCAGCAGAAGCAAGCCAUGAAAUGUUUCGAUCAAGCGCUGACAUUUUAUCCAAACAAUGUGGAGGGCUAUGUUGCACGUGGCGCCCUAAAAGCCAAUCGCAAUGAACUGAAAAAUGCCGCUGAAGACUUCCGUCAAGCAUUGAAGUUGAAUUCAAAUCAUCAGAACGGAAAAAAAUACCUGAUUGAGACUUUGUCUACUUUAGCUAAAGGUUUUGAGAAACAGUUGAAAUGGAAGGAAGCUUUACAUUGUUAUAAAGAGAUCGACGAGCUGCAGCCUGACCAUGAAGAAGCCCUAGAGCGUCAUCAGAAGAUCAAACAAAUUUUAACACGUCAGAUUAUGACAGCUAGUUUAUCACAGUCUGAAUGUACGAGUACGUUAAGUGAUAUCUCGAUAAAGAAAAUUGAAAAAUUGAAAAAACUUUUGCGACAAGAAACAGAACUUAAUGACAAAUCCAGCUCUUCCAGCCCUUCUUCUUCCAGUUCAGAAAGUGACACAGAUUCUUCGAAUAGCUGGGUUGAAAAGAAGAGCGGACUAAAACACGCGGAACGUGAAAAAUACCAAUCUACGUGGAAGAUGGAUCGCAAGACAACCAUUGAAGGCUCUUCGAAAUUUUAUAAAUCAGAUCUCGAAGGGAAGGAUCGAGGUAUUCAUCAAGCACUUCGAAAAAAACUGCAGCAUUUCUCUUCGGUCGAACUUAAGUACGUGUCAGAAUUAUUAAAACCUUGUAGUGAAGACACCGCUACUAAAAGCCAUAGUGUUAAAUCGUCAGAAAGAAGACAUCACGGCCGAUAUUCCAGCGACGACGAGCGAAUCAGUAAAGAAUGUGAGGACGGUGUUUUAAGUUGUCACUUUUCUGGGCGCGAAAGCUAUCCCUCUGAGCGUUCUAAUAAAAAAACUAAACGCAAUGACAACAUGUCGGUAAGUCGUAAAAAACGAACAUACCGCAAAAACUACGAGGAGCCAAAUCGGCGUAAAAGCAGCGAUAACGAUUAUAAAAGAGAACAGAGACAACAAUCAAAACGAUGACAAUCAUAAACGCAGUAAAGUCGUACUCUUUUCGAAUGCUAGGUCAUGCCGUGGUUUAUUCUGCACAAGUGAAAGGGAUUGGUGAGGCUCAUCUACGUUACACUUCUUCUAUACAAAGCAAAAUUUGAAGAAACAAACAAACAAAGAUUAGGACGUUAUAACUUUUGCAUUCGCAUUUUUGUAGGAAGAACUAAUAUUUUUAAACGGCCAAAUAUUUCAAGUGCAAAAA